Messenger RNA from Owenia fusiformis, 856 nucleotides. Lineage: Eukaryota; Metazoa; Annelida; Polychaeta; Sabellida; Oweniidae. The record is from the annotation of a GenBank genome assembly.
AUGGGUGAAGUUAACACUCUGGAAAAGGGAACAGGGGAGUUUAUACCGCUAGCAGGUGAACGGAGAACGAUGCUACCCAGAAUGCCCAGUUUGAGGGAAGUGAAUACACUGGCGCUGAUACUACUACUAAUGGUGCUAGUAAUACAGGCAGAAGAUGGUAAGAAGGACAGACCAUACUUCAAACACGCUGUGGACAAGCGACCAUUCGGGCAAAUCCUCAGUGUUCCUGGAUUCACCCAAAAUACUAAACCAAAACGUGCAUUUGGACAUAGCAUUAUCAGCGGUAAACGUGCAUUUGGAUCUCGGAUACUUGGAGGAAAGCGUGCAUUUGGAUUUGGCAGUUUUAGAGGGAAGCGUGUAUUUGGACCGGGGAGUUAUCUAGGAAAACGCUCUUUUGAAUCUGAUGACAUUUUUGGGAAGCGCUUUUCUGACGAAGAUUACGUGAAUCCAGAUAUCUAUGAUACAUUGUACAGUGACAGUGAUAGUAACGGUGAAAUCAAACGAGCAUUUGGAUCACGUGUAUUUGGCAAACGUGCAUUUGGAUCACGUGUAUUUGGAAAGCGUGCAUUUGGAUCACGUGUAUUUGGAAAGCGUACAUUUGAACCGGAAGUUAUCAAUGGAAAAUAUUCUCUGGGCCCUAAUCUCUCGAUGGAUGAAAAAUCGGACGAUGACGAUGAUAGCGUUGAAACUCCAGAACAUUUUGAAUAUUUUCUCCGGUAAUCAAUAUUUAGUGUCCCACGUCAUAUUGAGACAGUUGUUACUGAAUGCCUUUAUAAUGUUAAAUCGCCAUGUCCAGAUCAUUUUAGUAGACAACUAUGAAAACUAUCAUAAUAUAUACUGAUCAGAAAUUAUACCU